Messenger RNA from Cyprinus carpio (common carp), 2568 nucleotides. RefSeq names its product suppressor of cytokine signaling 4-like. Lineage: Eukaryota; Metazoa; Chordata; Actinopteri; Cypriniformes; Cyprinidae. Gene Ontology annotation, biological process: intracellular signal transduction; phosphatidylinositol phosphate biosynthetic process. Gene Ontology annotation, molecular function: 1-phosphatidylinositol-3-kinase regulator activity. Gene Ontology annotation, cellular component: phosphatidylinositol 3-kinase complex. The record is from RefSeq and is a predicted model, not a curated record.
AAUAUUUUAACAUUUCAGAAUGACAUCACCUAAUGACUUCACAGCCAUAAUGAAUUAUUGAAUUUAUUUUGUAAUCCAUUUAGCAGGCCGGAAAUGCAUGAUAUUACUCUUGAUAUUUGAUCCUUUCUGGGUGAUACCUUGAAUGGACUCCAUGACCACCAUCUGAAAUGGGUGUCAAAAACUGCCUUUGUGCUUGCAAAUGUUUGCCGGAUGUUCCCAAAUUAAAGUAGCCCACAUAUCACUCAAUAAAUCAAUGAAGUAGAGCCCUCAGUGUCUGUUCAGAGAUUUUCCAUUUCCUUCCUAACAAGGUUGCCCUCGUAAAUAGAUGUCCGUUAUUAUUGACUAAUUACAUUUAGCUCAUUGAUUCAUUGAUGUUCAGUCAAAGUUCACAGUAAGAGCUAAUACAUUUCAAAAGAUUUUAAUGUUGUGGGCUUGUGGCUUAUUUAAGGGAUAGACACAUUUUUGCACUUAUUUUGCAGUAAAACCGCCAAUAAUAAUAUAACAGCUAUAAUAGAUAUGGCAGCCUAAUACUGAUAUAGAUUAUACAGUACAUCCUAUACUCAUUUAAAAUUCUCAAUGUCAUUUCUUCAGGACAGCAUAUUCAUUGGCGGAUAUGAUAGGUUAACUGUCCAUUGACAAAAGUACCCCUUCCGUCCAGUGAAGGGCAAGUGUUCCUCUGAGGAAUUGAUACUUGAGAGGUUUUAAAUAGGAGGGAUGUGCUUCCUCCCUUCAGUUCAUGCCGAGCUCUCACUGCAUAAACUUCAGGCAUGGAAAAAUUGAUCACUCCUCUGUGAGGACAUCAGAUUUUCCAUCCAUUUUAAAGCACUUUUCCAAAAAGGGCCUGCAGCAAUGUCAGAGAGGAAGCCCAAAAACUCGGAUACACGUCCCAAGAACCUGCGGAGCUGGAGCGCUGAUAGUUACAUCCGCAGUAUUAAAAAACGCUCCCGUGGGUCACACCAUGAGACAGCGUCCAGAGGGGAAGAGGGGGAAGGAACAGACGACCAGACUGUACGCUCUGCUUCUUGUCCCCGGAGACGUCGAGAGCGAAAGUGCAGCUGCACAAUCCCUGGAGAAACGGAUCCAGACUCUCCUUGCAGGAAAGCCCUGUCCCGCCGGUCUCUGAGGCAGAAGUUUCAAGACGCCGUCGGCCAGUGUCUCCCUCUUCGCAAUCACCACCACCACCAUCACCACCAGUCUGGUUCUUCGCGUCCAUUCUCCGUCCUUCUUUGGUCCAAACGGAAGAUUCAUGUGUCCGAGCUCAUGGAGGACAAGUUCCCAAAUUCUCCGAAAUCCGAAUUGGCUCAGUGUUGGCAUCUGAUCAAGAAACAUGGCACUCACACCAAACCUUCUUUAAGCAUCGAAACCGAACCCACAGCUCCUUUGUUAUCCUCUUCUCCUCCAAAGCUCAUUUCAUGGGAAGAGAUCAGCUCUACUGGGGCUUCUAGUCUGGAUGACUGGGAUCCGUCUUUUGCACAUGGAGACACUGAGUGCUGUGCCCACACUGACUACAUCCUGGUUCCUGAUCUGCUUCAGAUCAACAACAGCCCUUGUUACUGGGGUGUCUUGGAUCGUUUCGAAGCUGAGCAGCUUUUGGAAGGGCAACCAGAGGGGACCUUUCUGCUCCGAGACUCUGCCCAGGAUGAAUACCUCUUCUCGGUUAGCUUCAGACGCUAUAGCCGCUCCCUCCAUGCUCGAAUAGAGCAAAACGGGAAGCGCUUUAGCUUUGAUGGCCGUGACCCUUGUAUGUACAGAGAUUCCAGUGUCACAGGCCUGUUGAGGCACUACAGUGACCCGGCCACAUGCCUAUUUUUUGAGCCUCUUCUCUCUCGCCCACUACCUAGGAACUUUCCUUUCUCUCUGCAGCACAUGUGCAGAGCGGUCAUAUGUAGCUGUACAACAUAUCAGGGCAUUGACGCCUUGCCUUUACCCUACAGUUUGAGACACUUCCUUAGGCAAUACAACUAUAGGUGCAAUGGAGCUUGUGCUGUAUGAAAACUGUGACAGAAGUGAGACAAAACUACAUGUUGCUUGAUUUGACAGAUUAAAAGGCACAAUAAAUGUAUUCAACACAAUAUGGUGGAGGUAGUUACUAUGCAGCACAAAAACAAUUUAUGUUUCUAAUGCAAUUUUGUGAAAACCAAAGUUAUGCAGGACAUCAGUCGACAUUUCUAUACCAUUAAGUAUUUUUUGAGCAGAUUUUCUAGGCUAUGUGAAUUUGAUUUGUAUUUUUCUAUUGUUUUGUAUUUCUCAUCUGUUAAUAUACUUUAUUAACUUUUGUAUGCAUUAUAAAGUUCUGUGCCCUAGAUCUUCACGAUAAAACAGUAAAUUAAUUGAAUUAAUGGACCCUUUUCACAUUUCCGGCGUUCUCAGAAGCGGAAGUCGUCAUAAUUGAUUAAACUUCAAGAGUGGUGAACAGGAGAUGACGGCAAAACAUUUUGUAUUCCUAUUUACUCUAAAUCCACGACAGCAUUUCAGGAUUUUCCAAAAGAAUGAAAAAAUAUAGAGAGAUUGUUUUUUUAAGCAGUCAGAAGAGAGAAUGAUGUCAAAUUUGCCGCCACUGCUGUUUUU